CUCUCUCUCUCACACACACACACAUUUAGUAAACCAACACAUGGAACCACCACCAAACAUACCAUCUCAAGUGUCUUUCUAGCUUUAGGACCAGUUGGAGGAAAGUGGGUUGUUUUCCUCUCUUUUGAAGACUCGGUAGCUUUUGCUUUUCCUUUACUGCCUCUCGAUCUAUGGAUACUGGUCAGUGGCCACAGGGGAUUGGAGUGAUGAAACCAGUGGAAGGCUCAAGGCCUAUGGUAGAGAGGAAGCCGAGGCCACAAAAAGAACAAGCUGUGAACUGUCCGCGGUGCAAUUCAACUCAUACCAAGUUCUGUUACUACAACAAUUACAGUCUCUCUCAGCCAAGAUACUUCUGCAAGACUUGUAGAAGGUACUGGACUGAAGGUGGGACUCUGAGAAAUGUCCCAGUUGGAGGAAGCUCAAGGAAGAACAAGAGAUCUACUUCAUCAUCAUCACCAGCUUCAUCAAAGAAGCUUGCUGAUCAUGAUCUGGCCCCACCAAGAAUUUCUCAGUCUGCUUCUCAAAACCCUAAGAUCCGCGAGGGCCAAGACCUCAACCUAGCUUACCCGCCCUCUGGUGAUUACAAUAGCCUCUCUGAAUUCAUUGGGUUACCCUACAGUAACAACAAUAUAAACCCUAAUACUUCAUCAACAUCAUCUCAUCUCUCUACCAUGGAACUUCUCAAGCUUGGAAUUACUUCAAGAGGACUGAAUUCUUUCAUGCCGAUGUCGGUUUCUGAUUCGAGUACAAUAUACUCAUCUGGCCUGGGUUUGCCAGAAUUUAAACCAAGCCUUAACUUUUCAUUAGAUGGGUUUGAAAGUGGUUUUGGAAGUCUGCAAGGGGUUCCAGAGACUAGUGCAAGACUUCUCUUUCCUUUUGAGGAUUUGAAGCCCGUUUCAGCCACAACUGAAUUAAUUGAGCAAAAUAGAGAGCAAGGAGAGUCUAAUGCUUACUGGAAUGGAGUAUUAGGUGGAGGGUCAUGGUAAUUGCAUGUCUAGUAAAAAAAAAACAGAAGAAGGUGGUGUUGUUUUUUUCUUUUCUUCCAGGUUGGGGGAGACUUGUUUGAGUUUUGAUCAACACUAACAGAUAGAACCUUUAUCUUUCUAUUGGGCUCGAUCUGGAGAUAGAUGGCUCUUAAACUACUUGUGCUUGCACCAUCAAGACCUUGGUUUUGUGUCUAUUGUACGUCUUAAAGAUGUUCUUUUUCUCAAUUCUGCAAGUCUUAAUUCAUGUUGAUUUUGCCAUAAAUAAAGCUCCUAGAUUUAGGUGCAAGAGUUGGUGAGAUGUUUGAAGCUUGUGAGGAGCUAAAAAGGCUUUGCUAUAUAUGUUUGUUUCAAUUUUACAGAGACCAUCUUAUGUGGGUUGAUCACUUGAUUGGUAACUUCUUAUUUAAUCUCAUUGCACUAG
This is a messenger RNA of Ilex paraguariensis (yerba mate), 1407 nucleotides long. The record is from the annotation of a GenBank genome assembly. Lineage: Eukaryota; Viridiplantae; Streptophyta; Magnoliopsida; Aquifoliales; Aquifoliaceae.